This is a messenger RNA of Monoraphidium neglectum, 2793 nucleotides long. Its product is annotated as ribonuclease Z. Lineage: Eukaryota; Viridiplantae; Chlorophyta; Chlorophyceae; Sphaeropleales; Selenastraceae. The transcript has 9 exons. The coding region runs from base 1 to 2793 and encodes 930 amino acids. Gene Ontology annotation, molecular function: 3'-tRNA processing endoribonuclease activity. Gene Ontology annotation, cellular component: mitochondrion. The record is from RefSeq and is a predicted model, not a curated record. Gene Ontology annotation, biological process: mitochondrial tRNA 3'-end processing.
AUGGGGAAGCCCCGAAGCGCAAAUACUUCUCGCGCCGCAUCCACUAAGGCCCACUACAUCAGCCAUGUGCAGGUGCUCAAUGCGGACAAUUCCACCGCGUCACCGUCGCUGCUGCUGGUGCGCAUAUCGCGCAUCAACACCGUGCUGGCGACGCGCACCUCGACGGACACCCUCGCCGGGCUGCCGGGGCUGCUUCUGACGCUGGCGCCGGCGGGGCCGGAUCUCGUGAAGUGCGGCGGCCUGCUGGAUGCAGAGCCCUUCAAGGCGCGGCUGAUCGGUGAGGCCUCUCGCGCGGCGGGUGCCAGUAUGGCCAGAGUAUCAGGGCGACAGCAGCAGCAUUGGUUGGAUGAAAUGCGCAUCUGGAGCGUAGCAUUGCCAAAAAUCAAGGAGCAGCCGCACGAGCAGCAGCAGGAGCAGGAGCAGGACUACUCGCAGGCGUUCCAGCCCUACGCCAGCAAUAACAUCUCUUUGGAAGUUGUGGAGGCGGGUGGCAGCUGCGCCGCCCCUGUCGUCCAGAAUCCGUUCGUGACCAUCACUGCCAUCUACACGCGACCCUGCAAGCAGCAGCCCCAUCAGCAGGGACUGCCAGUGGCGGCAGCAUCGGGCGGGGCCGAGGGUGGCAACGCGGGUGCAGGCAGCGAGCCUGUUGCCAAAAAGCAGCGCACAGGGACCGAGCCGUCUGGCUCCACCAACAACGGUCCUACAGGGGCGGGCAGUCCUGCAGAAACAGCAGCAGCAGCGGCAGCAGCAGCAGCGGCAGCGGGGGAGGGGGAGGGCGUGUGCCUGUACCUUUGUGAGCUGGCGGAUGUUCCUGGCAAGUUUGACCCGGUCAAAGCCAAGGCGCUCGGGGUGCCACCCGGCCCGCUGUAUGGCCAGCUGCAGCGCGACACGCCGGUCACGACGCCGGCCGGCGUCACUGUGCAGCCGUCUGACGUCAUGAGCCCCGCCGUCCCCGGCCCCCUGCUGCUGAUCGUUGACUGCCCCACCGCGGCCCAUCUGGCGGCGGUGGAGGGUGCACCCCAGGUGCAGCGGCUGCAGCAGCAGCAGCAGCAGCAGCAGCGGCAGCAGCCAGGUGAGGCAGCGACGGCGGCAGGAGCGCAGCAGCAGCCAGGGAGGGAGUUGUUUGUCAUCCACUUGACGCCUGCUGAUGUCAGCGAGUCGGCGGCCUACCAAGCGUUCAUGGCUCGCUUCGGCCCCGCAUGCCGGCACGUGCUGGCCUCGGCGGCGGGGCAGCGCGACACGACGUGCCGCGCGGCGGCCAGCCUCCAGACGAAGCUGAACGUGCUCGACCCCUCUGUUUUCCCGCUGGGGGCGGUCGCGGCCGCAGCGGCGGGAGACCCGCAACAGCAGCAGCAAGAGCAGCAGCAGCAGCAGGAAGAGCAACUAGAAGGCGUCGGCCCGGCCGCCGGCCCCCACAUGACGCGGCUGGUCUUGAUGCCCGCCAGGCAGCGCGGCCUCACCGCGGCCGACGUGCCGCCCCCGCUGCAGCUGGCGGAGCUGCGCCAUGGGCUGCUGGCCGCGCACCCCCGCGUCGAGGCGCUGCUGCGCCAGUUCCGCGCCUCGCGCGCCGCGCUGCUCGCCGCCCUAGAUACCGCGGGCGGCGGCGCGGCGGGCGGCAACGGGGCCGAGGCGGCGGAGGCGGAGGCAGCCGCGGCUGCGGUACCGGCCGAACUGCGGGGCGUGGGGCGCGACGAGCUGGAGGUUGUGCUGCUGGGCACGGUCAGCGCGGUGCCCAGCAAUUACCGCAAUGUCAGCAGCUACUACCUGGACCGCUUCGCGCGCGGCGGCGCGCUGGCGGACUGCGGAGAGGACGCGAUGGGGCAGCUGGAGCGCCGCUACGGCGCGGCGGACGCGGAGCGGCGCAUCCAGGAGCUCCAGUUUGUGUGGAUCAGCCACAUGCACGCGGACCACCACGGCGGCCUCUACCCGCUGCUGCUGCGGCGCCAGCGCGCCGGCGCGCCGCCGCUGCUGGUCAUCGGGCCGUUCCCGCUGCUCAGGGUGCUGCAGGAGUACAGCAGGGUGCUGCCCCUGCGCUACACCUUCCUCCCCAGCUCCCACUUCCACGACUCCCAGCACCCGGGCGCCCGUGCGCCGCCCAGGGCAGUGCUCGACGCCCUGGAAGCUGCGCGGGCGCGACUGGGCCUCUCCCAGCUGGAGGCGUUCCCUGUGCACCACGUCGCCCGCAGCACCGGGCUCAAGCUCUCCGGCGGCGGCGGCGGCGGGGACGCAGCUGACGGCGGCGGCGGCGGCGGCGGGCGGCCGCCUUGGAGCGUGGUGUUCAGCGGCGACACGCGCCCCUGCGCGUCCGUCGUCGCCGCGGCGCGCGGCGCGACGCUGCUGGUUCACGAGGCGACGUUUGAGGACGAGCUCGCGGGGGACGCGCUGGCGAAGCGGCACAGCACGCUGAGCGAGGCGCUGGGGGUGGCGCGGGACUCCGGGGUGUACCGCACCGUGCUCACCCACUUCAGCAGCAGGUACCCAAAAAUCCCCGUGCUCGCGGGCACGGGCGCGGCUGCGGACGCAGACGCGGACGCGGGCGAGGGGGCCGCCGGCACAGCGGCGCCGGCCGGCGGCACUGCGCUGCUGUCGAUGGUGGGGCGCAGCGUGGCCGUCGGGUUUGACUUCAUGACCGUGAACCUAGCGGACCUGCCGUGGCUGCCGCUGGUGGUGCCAGCGGCGGACGAGCUGCUGCGGGAGGAGGGCUUUGUGGAUGGCGCGGACGAGGGCGAGGGCGGCGAGGGCGCCGCUGCUGCAGUGCCGGGCGCGGGCGGCGUACGCCAGGAGGGGCGGUAG